AUGGCAGGACGGUCCGUGGAGGGCAAGGUUCAACCUGAGGGGCUCUGGACGAAGGCUCCGACGAGGAAGUACCGACGCCUUGAGUGGAAGCCAACCCAGAAUAUCUUCAAGAGCGAAGUUGAGCGGGAGCUAGCGGAGAAAGACUUCAAGCGAGUCUCGGUGACUGUUAAGGUGAAGCUGCUCUACAUGCUGCCAGAGGGACUGCUCGCACCGAAGAGAGAUCUGGCCGGGAGCCUGCUCGCAAACGUGGAAGAGUCAGCGGACGUGGAGCUUCGGGCGCAGGGGUUCAGCGUGAAGGCUCAUUCUUGCGUCCUCGGUAUGCAGUCCGGAAUCCUGCACGCAUUCUUUGCCAAGAGGUGGGAAAGGGAGCGCCCCUUCGUCUUCGACUUGAGCAAGGCUGUUUCGGAGACCCUUUCAGAGACGGUGGUCCGGUCUGUCGUAAAGUACUGCUACACGCUGGAAGUUCCCAUCAUCAAGGAUUCUCCGCACAAGAUCGCUUUCCUUUCCCUGGCGGAUGAACUCGGCCUGGAAAGCCUGUUCCGAGACUGGAGCAAAGACUUCAAGCUGACCGGGCUCGAAGAUGUUCAAGAUGUGAUGACGUGGCCUGGGCUGGACUUGGAGCUCCCACACGUGAGUGCAUUGAAGAAGAAAGUGGAAGAGCAAGCGGUGCAGCUGGGCAAAAAAGAGCUCGAGAAGCACGGGCUGGAUCUCGCGAGAGAUGUGCUCUUGGCGGUGAAGAGGCGGCAGGAAGAAAUGGGAGACGACGAGGGACCAAGUGAGAGGCCUGAGGACGGGAGUGCUCGAGCGAAGGGGGUAGAAAUUAGGCGUGAGGAUUUUACCGCGCCACACAGGAAGAGAACUAGAAGGGGGUCCCUCAGAGGUAUGCUCGGGUGCUAG
Molecule: messenger RNA, 897 nt
Organism: Klebsormidium nitens
Lineage: Eukaryota; Viridiplantae; Streptophyta; Klebsormidiophyceae; Klebsormidiales; Klebsormidiaceae
Source: the annotation of a GenBank genome assembly